Fusarium musae is the source of this 1893-nucleotide messenger RNA. RefSeq lists its product as uncharacterized. The transcript is spliced from 3 exons. The record is from RefSeq and is a predicted model, not a curated record. Lineage: Eukaryota; Fungi; Ascomycota; Sordariomycetes; Hypocreales; Nectriaceae. The coding region runs from base 1 to 1893 and encodes 630 amino acids.
AUGGCGGUCCAUAAGCUGACGCCCAUCCUCAUGACGGGGAGUCUAUUCCUGGGUUUAGUCCUGGCUAUCGGCCAUCAUCUCUACUACCACUAUCUCGACGGGAGGAUCAUCAAGAGUCAAAACCAACAGGAGUGGUUUCUCCGUGUCGGCACCGGUAUCGCGUUCCUCGCUAGAGCCUUGUUGUCAGCAGCUGUCGGGUUUGCAUACACGCAAAUACUAUGGCGAACACUACGAUCCAAGUCCGUCACUAUCGAGGGCGUCAACUCGCUUUUUGGCGUCUUGCAUAAUGCUUGGGACUUUACUACCUGGGAGCUCUGGACGGCUGCGCCGGCGCUUGCUGCAGUGGCUAUCAUAGCUUGGGCUCUCCCGCUGAUUGCGGUCAUUACUCCAGCUACCCUGACAGUCCAGGUUUCUGACCGUCCAAACAUCACAGUUGUCGACGCUCCCCUUCCACUGCUCGAUUACGACAACAUGCUCAACUUUGCUCAGUUCACAGGAGUUGGUGGAGUAGGAUAUUACGCUCCCUCAGCCUACGUCUCAAGAGUGCUCUUAUCAGUGGCAUCUCUUGGCUCUAUCCUGACUAUCCCAGCACCCUUUCCUAAUUCCUCAUAUUCUGUCGACUUUUACGGCCCUUCAAUUUCAUGCGGUACACCUCGCAACGCAACCUUUGCAAAGCUCCUAGGCGAAACUGUGAAGGACGAGACAUGCUGUGGAGAUUCUGUUGGCUACGUUGGUUUUGUUCCAAGUAGUAACACGAUUAACAGCACUGUGGAGGGCUAUGCCUUGGCUGGUCUGCGCGGCGCAAUGAACUACUCUCUCAUCUCGACAGUUGCGUCUAUUGAUCAGACGGCCAACGCCACCAGCUCGGCUAAGCUCUAUGUUGUCGUGCCUGAUAAGCCCGCGUCCAGCAGUUACAUUAUGGCAAACAAGUCAAUCGAAUGCGCACUCUAUAACUCGUCAUAUGCCCUCAACUUUACGUUCGACAACGGCCAGCAGAGAAUUACACACAAAUCCAAGAGGCUGAAUGGAGUGACAGCCACCGAUGCGGGCCUCAACCAGGACAGGUCCAGCCAGUUCAAUGCUGCUGUGGCUUAUAUCGCACUCAUGGAUUCUCUGGGCAAGCUACUGCUCGGAAGUCUUGGGAUAUCGCACUAUGGUGUUAUGCGUGCGACUCAGACACAGAUCAUAAGCUCUGUUCUCAUGGACGCCAAAGAGAUGCAGGUUCUUGGUGGUGUAAAUGCGGCGACUGAUCGCCCGGAAGCACCAGAUUCUGUGAUUGGGAACAUCUCUAUGGCUGAUGCAUUGGAACAGCUGUUUACCAAUGCUACGAUAAGUCUCUUUAGCAACUCGAAGUUGCUGCAAAACGACACAACUGCUUCUAAGGGUAAUAUUACCUAUCUCACCACGCAAAUUGCCUUCUCUUAUGAGCCUCGCAACCUCUUCAUUGCAUACGGGCUGGGCUUACUGGCUUCCGCGAUUAUCGUCGUGAUCGGACUACUAUGCAUCAAAUCUGCAUCAGCAUCCUAUGCGACUACUUUCUCAACUAUUCUACGGACUACAAGAAACCCUGAUAUUGACACCAUCGUCCGCCCAGCGGAAACAUCUGGCGCAGAGCCCCUGUCGAAACAGCUUGGCGAUACUCGCCUAGUACUACGACGUCAGGGACGCAGGCUGGAGGAGAUGGAUGAGGAUAUGGUGACGCUCUUUGCUGUGGAAUCAAUGCCGGAUGAGAAGGGUAGGCAAAAAGACUCUCCUUAUGAUUCGUCGCGCCAGGAGGAUAGAAGGCAACAAUACUCAGACGCAAGUAUUGAACUUCUGAGCCACGUCGAGCAUUCGGCUGCGGAUGCAGGGACUGGAAAUGGUGGUAGCCGGAUAUACCCUCGCGGAAAUUGA